GUGAAAAUAUGGUUCCAGAACCGACGGAGCAAGUACAAAAAAAUGAUGAAGGCAGCUCAGGUUACGGGGGGUCCCAACAACAACGGCAAUGGGGCAGCUCACGCCGGAUUAUUGGGGGGCAACGGUACCAUGGCCCCCUCAAGUCCCGGACAGCAGAGCCAGAAUAUGAUGCAAGGUAGGAUUAAAUUGGAAGGCGGCGGCGGUUCGUCGAGCGGCUCCCCCGCUACAGGGGGCUACAUGCAGCACCCUAGUCCCGCACCCAGCUCCACACCCGGCUCGGACGUGUCCGGCCAGCCGGGAGCCCCCAGUCCGGGUGCCUGGGGGGACGUCAAGCCUCAGCAACAGCAAGGAGGAGGCGGAGGAGUGCAGGGAGGCCAGGCGCUGCACGCGCAUCCCCCUCCGCAUCCUGCCGCGGCGCAUCCGGCGGCGCAUCAUCCCCCCCAUCCGCACAACUACCUCCCGCAGUACAGCUGGUAUCCUACGGAUAAUCCUGGACUAUUAACGGUAUGGCCAGCCGUUUAAUACAUGCCCCCCCACCCCCCUGUUAGUUCCCUAAAUUACAGAAGAA
Sitophilus oryzae (rice weevil) is the source of this 568-nucleotide messenger RNA. Its product is annotated as homeotic protein distal-less-like. Gene Ontology annotation, molecular function: DNA binding. The record is from RefSeq and is a predicted model, not a curated record. The annotation marks the transcript as partial. Lineage: Eukaryota; Metazoa; Arthropoda; Insecta; Coleoptera; Curculionidae. The transcript is spliced from 3 exons.